Messenger RNA from Branchiostoma floridae (Florida lancelet), 1677 nucleotides. RefSeq names its product ectoine dioxygenase-like. NCBI's taxonomy places the organism in Eukaryota, Metazoa, Chordata, Leptocardii, Amphioxiformes, Branchiostomatidae. The transcript has 3 exons. Bases 29 to 1207 code for a protein of 392 amino acids. The record is from RefSeq and is a predicted model, not a curated record.
CCAGUAAAUCCACUCUACCUGCAAUAGAAUGUGUAUUACCAUGGCAAUCAGGAUGUGGAUCACCAUGGCAACAAGAAGGCCUCUGGGCAAUGGAUUCCUCCUGCUACCGAGGGGGACACUUCUGCCUAGCAACAUGUGCUCCCUAACAACCAAAGCCUCAACAUACACAGCAGUCACAAUCAGGACAAACAAGAGGGUCUUCCUGUUCACCACCAGCCCUGGUUUCCAUGGAAAAAGAUGCCCUCAUGUCACCAUGGCUACAGAAAAAGAUCCCUACCAUUCCAGGCUGUCUAACGUGGGUGAGAUAAGGUCAAGGCCAGAUCCUGUCAUCUGGGGAGAUGAUGAAAAACCAGGGCCGUUUUCAAGGCAAGAAUUGGAGUUCUACAAGACAAAUGGCUACAUCAAGGUAGAUGGGCUUUUUGAUGACCAAGAAAUCCAAAUGUGCCGUGAAAAAUUCACAGCAUUGAGGGACAAGUUUGAAGAAGACAACAGAUCAAAGAAGGAGUGCAUCGUCACAGAUAACUAUACUUCUGUGACAGAACCAGGGUCCAACAAAGUCAAGUCCAUCUACAGUCCGCACAAGAUUCUGCCAGCAGUCAAUCAGCUGUGCCAGGACAACAGGUUGCUGGGAAGGGCCCAACAGAUCCUCGACAGCAAUGUGUACAUGCACCACACCAGGCUCAACUUCAAACAACAGUUCAAGGGCACAGGAUUCUACUGGCACUCCGACUUUGAGACAUGGCACGUCGAGGACGGGAUGCCCAGACCACGAAGCAUGUCCUGUAUGAUUCUCAUGACAAGAAACCUGGCUCAGAAUGGAGCUCUUAUGGUCAUACCUGGUUCCCAUAGACAUUACAUAUCAUGUGCUGGCCCCACCCCUGACAACCACUGGGUCACUAGUCUACAGUACAGGUACAUCGGGACACCAAACCAGGAGGCACUGUCUCACAUGGUACAGGAAGGGGGGAUUCACCACUGCACGGGGGAGGCAGGUGCUGCGUUCUUCUUCGACUGUAACCUGCUGCAUGGCUCUCUUGCUAACAUCAGCCCCUGGGACCGUAUGAACCUCUUUCUGGUCUACAACAGUCUGCACAACAAACUGGUCGCUCCCUUUGGUCCACCCAAACCCCGACCUGAAAACCUGGGUUGCAGGGACCCGGCAUGGGUACAACCCAUCACACCACUGGAGAAGCCUACAGAGUACUAAACUACAGAGUACUAAACUGGAAGGGGGGGUGUAUAGUUUAGAAGGAACCCAUUUUUCACACGUCUGGAUCUUGAGUUGACCUGCUGGUAUUGGUACAUGUACAUACUAUGUGAUUAUUACCAAACUCUGGUGAAAAUCAGCUGUAUAUUUGGGAAUUGGAGUACUAUACUGAGAAGACAAUGUUUUGAGGUAACCCAUUUUGUUACCUUUUUUAUCUGUUGACAUGGCCUUUUGACGACUCAAAACGGUACCAAACCAGUCAUGGAGGUAAAAGUAGAUAAACAGCAGUAAGAAAAUUAGUCUAUCUGAGGGAGAUCUUGGAACAAGAACCUUGAUAACAUAAGUGUCCUUACCUGUAUAUGGAUAUAGCUCAUGGUGAAGAAUAUGCAUAAUAAUAUUUCUUCUUGAUUUUGGUGUGCAUGGGAUAUGGUUUUGAUAAUAAGUUGGGGCUACUUGGCGGAGCAUAUGUU